This is a messenger RNA of Bipolaris victoriae FI3, 453 nucleotides long. RefSeq lists its product as hypothetical. The record is from RefSeq and is a predicted model, not a curated record. The transcript has a single exon. The annotation marks the transcript as partial. Lineage: Eukaryota; Fungi; Ascomycota; Dothideomycetes; Pleosporales; Pleosporaceae.
CAUCCUCACAGCGGGCUCCGCGGCAAGCGGUGUGAGCAUCCUCACCGGACUGCUUAUCAUGGACCAUGCAUCUUCAUCAGCUUCGUCAUGACAUUCAUACCGCGGAAGGACUUUUGCAUAUGUACGUAUGCCACCAUGUCAACACCUGACCCCUGGAUAAGCCACAUUCAAGCAUGUCACCAUCACAACACCAGGUUUUUUUCCUUAACUGAGCAGCGCAUCAGCCUAUCGCUGCAAUGUGUGGAUAUAGUUUCUCUCGUUAAGCACCACCGCAUGACGCUCUUGUCCCAAUCGCCACCCAACGGCCGGCAUUCCCACAGGGAAAAUGAACGCCUCAUUCCGCUUGCAUGCGGCGCACUUUGGGCCUCAACAAACAUUGGACCUGCGCCCAAACUUCGAGCCAAUUACGACUCAUACUUUGCUCGGCUACGCCUUCGAGGGUGUGGCUUGUGA